GAUGAAGGAUCGAUCCAAGCAAUCCCAUAACUGUACUGCAUGUUCUUCCAUCAUCUUUUGAGCAGUGUGUUUGGUAAUCUCAAUUUCAAGAACUUCACACAGUGUCAUGAUGAACACUGUUUGAAUCAAGCAAAUUGAUUUCAAUUUCCUAUUUCUUGUUCAAGUCCGAGGAGAAAUGAGGGAUGAAGAUCCCCUGCCCAUAUCAACACCCUCGACAUUAUAUUCUUCAUCGACAUUGAUCUCUAAUAAAAAGGAAACCGUAGAUUCUAGUAUAUUUAGAAGAGGCCGGUACAAAUUCUGGGCCCUCGCCGCCAUUAUCCUCCUCGCAUUCUGGUCAAUGCUUACCGGUACCGCCACUCUCCGCCUUUCCGUCGGCAACCUGAACAGAUUAUCCGAUGAAAUUGGUGGUGGCACUCCCAUAUAUGACGAUUUCGACGUCCUUGAAAUAGAGGAGCGGGAGAAGGUGGUGAAGCAUAUGUGGGAUGUAUACACCAAUAGCCGUAGGAUCAAAUUACCUCGAUUCUGGCAGGAGGCAUUUGUGGCUGCUUACGAGGAUUUAACAAGUGAUACACCUGAAGUCAGAGAAGCUGCGAUAUCCGAGAUCGCUAAGAUGUCUUUGCACUCUAUUGAUCUUGAUCCUCCUCCUCUCCAAUCAACGGUAGUAUCAUUUGCUGCUAGGUUAGUUGAUGGAUCAUUGGCACAGUUUGUUCAUCUAUCAGAAACACUCUUGUACCCUAAUUUGAUCCUAGUGUUUCUAGUUCUUACGUGCAGAUGGUUGCAGAAUUUACAAGAAUCGAGUUUAAGGCUAGCGCAGCAGAACAAGGGCAAUCUUCAUGACGGAAGUAGGCUUAUAACUUGAAGAAAACCAAUGAUUAGAUCCAAGAAGAGUAUCACCAUUCGUCUAUACAGGUUCAUUAAAUUGAUCAUAUCGUUUUGCAGUUAGUAAAAGGUAGCGUCGAGAAGAUAUAGCACAUUUUCAUAUCUUCUUACACGACAGGUACGAACACUUUUGUAUUUAUUUAUUCAGGCG
Molecule: messenger RNA, 1030 nt
Organism: Cynara cardunculus var. scolymus (artichoke)
Lineage: Eukaryota; Viridiplantae; Streptophyta; Magnoliopsida; Asterales; Asteraceae
Exons: 4
Coding region: 176-859 (227 amino acids)
Source: RefSeq, a predicted model, not a curated record